Molecule: messenger RNA, 6801 nt
Organism: Dermacentor silvarum
Lineage: Eukaryota; Metazoa; Arthropoda; Arachnida; Ixodida; Ixodidae
Exons: 13
Coding region: 247-3519 (1090 amino acids)
Source: RefSeq, a predicted model, not a curated record
ACUUAUAGAGUGGACGCCGCUAACAAUUGGUGGAGUUGGCACACGCCGAAUAGUUUUGAUAACUGUAUACAAACACAGCUCAGGGGCCGGCGACAUCGUGCAUUCGCUGGCAGUGGGAGGAGACGCCGGCGGCGAGCAGCGGUGCGACAGCAGCGGACAACCACGGGUGACCGCUGGCCAGCUCCGUGCCUUUGACGGCGCGGCGGGCUUUGCGGUUUUUUCCCGGGAAGCGCAUUCAGAGCCGCAAUGAACGUCCGGGUGCGUAGCGCUCAGCACAAUCGGGGGACCCGCGCACAGCGCUCUUCAGCUUGGCGGCCUCCGCUGUCACCGGCCACGACCCGAAAGUGUGCCCCAGCCUGGUCUUCUACGCCGAUCCCUGCUGCGUCCGAUAUGGACGCCAUGCGGUGCCCGACUCUUCGCGGUGCCGCCAAGGCGUUGAUGGUGUCGGUGUUACUGUUCGGAGCAUUCUACAUUGCAGAUGCACUCAGGAAAGACGAAGCCCUAGACGGAGGAUCGUGGAUUCGAAGGAAUCCCAUCAGUUCAAGGCUCACGGCAGAGGAUACAGUUCAGGCGUGGACCACUGAUUCAGAACGCUUCGCCCAAACUUUUCUGGAGGGUUCCGGAGAUGGAGAAAAUAGCUACAACAGCCAGACGAGUGACUUCAGUGUGGUUCCACCUACCGUUACCAUAGAACCCGGACAACCAUCUCCUGUAUUGGCAUCUACAACGGCAGCAGAUUACGUAGAGCUUAGUGAUAGCACCGAACCUUCUCUGGCAUCUUCAGAUUCGGACUUUAUUGAGAGCUGGGGUCUGUCGAGAACUUCGGUGGUAUAUCCGGGACCUUCUGUGGCUUCACCUGAGGCGACAGCCGACGAUGUUACGCCGGAGCCUGAAUUUAUGACACCAUCAUUUCAUAGUGACUACAUGGACAUGUUUUCGUCAGAGCCUGAAAAGCUCACAUCUCAAUUUUCAGUCUUCUCAGAAGAAGGCUUCUCUGACGGGGCUCUGUUGAUAACGUCGUCGUUUCCUGUAGAUAGCACAAGUGCAUUCACACCAACACCUCACAGUUUGACGUCUCUGUCACCCAGCCCCCUGACGCACUUGCUUUCUGUAAGCUCUAGUCCUCUCUUAGACGAGUCACUGGCAGAUAUAGAAAGUGUUUCAUUGGUAGACAUUGAAGAUGUGAGCGUAACCAGUAGCUCGUACUCAGGAGAUGAUUCCGAACUUGUUCACAGCACCAAGUCUUUGUUCCAGCAAACCUCGUUUCCGUCAACCACUGAGAUUUCUAUUUCCACUGAAAAUCAGAAAAACGUGUCUGCACUAAAUUACUCUGCGGUUCAGCUGUCUCGGCAUGGCGUCAGCUCUGUGAACAAUGCUAAUGCGACUACUCUUCCGGCCAUCGAGUCUUCCAGGCACUCGCUUCCGCUGAGCACUGUGCCAACAUCGACGAGUCCAUUAUAUUCGUCAACCUUGACAACGUCCUCAUUAUUAGGACCAGAAACGUUAUUACCCUUCACCCCUGAAUUACUGCCGAUUGAAAAGACUUUCGAUAUUGGGACGGGAUCACACUCCUCCAGUGCUGCCACUACGGAAAUGCUACCAACAGGAAAGACAGAGGCGUCAUAUUUAUCCAGCCCGUCUGCUCUGUGGACUUCAGAGAAGGGUCGCGAAAGGACGCCCUUAGGGAGUUGGCACAGUAGUGCAGAAUCCAACAGGCCGACACUGUUGUGGUUUACUACGAGCCCUCCCGCUACGAGAAAGACGGAUUGGUUUCUAACUUCAGUGUCUAAGUGGUUUGUGCCGCCGUCAACGACUCUGCCGGGUUGGAGUCGCAGCCCUGCAGAUACUGUCGUCAGUCCAACCUCGGUGUUCAACUCAUUCGGCCAUCCAGACAACGGUUCGGAGCCGUCGCCGGAAGCGCUGAAUGAUCAGAUGAAGUAUUGGAUAAGGACAGUGAUGCGCAUAGAGCGCUACAACCAUUCAAACACAGAGAAGCUUGCGAAGAACCUGGCAUUUGUGUACGAAAAAGCGUUCGCCCAGCGCCAUGCAUCACGGCGAGGGAGACGUUACACUGGUAGAUCCAUGGCUGUCCAGGUGGUCAACCUCUCGGUGGACUAUAAGGACCAGCUCAUGUCCCUUGUGUACACACUGUCACAAGAGGGCAAGCCUGUGCCUGCGGAGACCGCUGUGGAGGCCAUGUCCGUGGUCAAUGAGACAGACAUGUCGCGGCUGCUCGGCUACCCUGUCGUUGUCAAGGCUGAGCCUUACGUCACGCCAACGAAGACAGAGUCCGUCUCGCGGCUCGCCUGGAUAGUGGCCGGCGUUCUGAUGGCCAUCUUCGUCCUCGUAGUACUGUUCCUGGUGCUCUACUGCAAGUGCUGCCGUCCGAAAGUGCACCGCAGUCCGUUCAGCGACUCUGGCUCUGUUCGCUCUUACGGCCGGCAGAAUAGGCGCAAAAUGUUUGAAGAGUCUGCCGGAAAGUUUGGAUCACUAGGCGAAAAAACCUAUAAGGACGUGUUCACAAGCCCCAUACAUGUGCCGUCAGCGCCUCCAGUGGAAACAGACAUUCGAACGACGCGGUCCAGGCCCAAGAAUCUCAGCGAAUACUUCGUAAACAAGGCUUACGAACCAGACCUCGGUGUGCGGGCAUCAGCGGCUCCAAGCUGCAGACUGCGUGUCACUUCCGAUUAUGACGAAGUAAGUCCCGGCUUGGACCAGAUAAAAGGAGGCUUGUUCGAUCACGUGCCCCCGCCUCCAUCAGAUUCGGCAGACUGCCCGCUGCCGUUGCCCCGCAAGAACUUGCAACUGGAUGUUCACAAGGGUGACUUGGAUAGCGACAGCGACACAUCCCUCGAAUCAACCACCUCGGCUGAAUCGGUCGAAGAAAAGACGGCUACAAGCGCGCAGGAAAGCUUUGCCACAUCAUUGCUAUCUGACGAGCCCUCCGAGGUAAACCACAUCGACAAUCCAGGAAAGCCAUGCUCAGACGAAGACCUAAAGGAGGCCCAGAUGGAACUGGAUCACAUGAAAAAGAAAAUCGCCGACAUCCUUGACAGUGCCCUUGAAAAAGCAGCAGCUAAGAAGGUUUACGGCAGCCUCCGCAGGCAGCGUGUCCCUCCAUCUGCUGCGGCAAUGAGAAGGACCAGCAGUUUGAAGGUGCCGAAGCCACGCCAUUCGUCGGCAAGUGACUUUCAAAGACCGCAAGUGUUGUCUUUCUCACCGGAAGAGCCGGAGAAGAAGGAUGUGCCGACGCAGACCACCGACUUGGCCUCUGGAAAGCCCCGCGUGGUGUGGUCGAUCUACAAGACGUCGGAAGCUGCCGCACAAACUUCUUUCCUGGAUUGCAGGUUAAGCCGGGACGACGAUUCCGUGUCUUCCCGGAGAACAGAUCCUGGUGAACAAUCUCCCGUGACUUCUAGCGUCCGAGAUUCGACCCAAGCUAUGCUCAGCGCCAUCCGCGGCGAGCUGCGGAAGUUCAGCGUAGCACAGAGGAUGCAGAACGGCGAGAGCUUCGCAUAAGGCUGAGCGAAGACACAAACGUGUUCGGUGUGCCCACGCAGCAGGCUCUGUUUCAGCGUAUGCUAUGCAGAUAGGAGUCACAGCUAUUAGAGCUGCUGAAGCGGCCAGAGAGCGCGCGGAUUCAAAACAGCGCAUGCUCGGAAUUUGGGUUCGAGGGCAUUGCAAAGGGCUUUGUCCCAUAAACACUAAGGUCAGGGUAGAGCAUGUUGAUAUUUUCAGUCGUAUUGCAUUUCUAGUACAUGUAAGGGAUGAUCUUCAGUUCAAACACUGGUAUAGAUUUGGUUAAGCAGUAAAGUGGGCUGCAGACGUGUGCCUGAGGGAGGUUCAUGAAGCUCCGUAUUAUGUGCACUUCGAGUGCUAAUGAAUUUGCAUUUUUUUCUUGUUUUUUUUUUUUGCAAAGCGUUGAACUAACAUUGAGAACAAAAUUGACUCUCGCGCAUGCUGCAUGAAUGGAAUGAAUCUUGUCUCCGUCAUGGAUACCGAUUUCAAGUAUUUGCUGAACACAUCAGUGUCGCCAUUACCCGUCGACAAAUCAGGUGGAUAGUGGCUUUGCACUAUUUACUAAUUAUGACGUCAUCAGUGUAAAGUGUAUAAAUUGAGAUCUGUAAGUGAGAAGCAACUAUGAUGUUACAGUAGCGGUAGGUGCGCGUGUGCAGUAACAACAGCAGACUUUGCUCACCCGUUUUUUUAUGAGUUUGUGUCAGUUGUGUUCCUACGAGAUGGAAAAAAACACCACCCUAAAGCAACAUCACUCACUGAAGAAAAGGAUACCGGAGAUCACCAUACUAGACACUUUGUCACUAGAACAGGAUCUGGUCACACUGGUCGAUUACACUCCUGCAGCUUCUCACGUUUCAUUGAUAACGCCAGUGUAAACACGCAGACACUGUAUAAUCAAGGCGUUGAGUAACUAUGCCCAAAGUUGUUAGGAAAUAUUUAGCAAGACAUUUUAGUGACCAUGGUCUAUUAUAUUCCGAGUGAAAGCAUAUAAAUCAGGAUGGACUUGAGACAAACGGACGAACUCUCGCGUUUUUUACUUAUUGUUGGCACGUAAAUACAAGUCAAAUUAGAAGGUACGUCAAAGUGAACAAAUCCAUGCUGGAUGUAAACUCGAUCAUUGCCGUUGGGGCGAUAAAUAUGGAAAGCGAGAACAUCUUCAGAACCUUUCAAAAUUAAUUGUGCGAUUGUAGCAUUACUUUUUGUUUUCCUUAGGUUGAAAAUGCUUUUGAGAGUUGCAUUUUGACAAAUAGAGGGAUAAAUGAGAAGAAAAAAAAAACUAUUGAGGUUAAACCGAUGAGAAUAUCCGGUUUGCUGCCCGGCACUGGUGGGAAAGGUAAAGAUAGAAGGUAAACGAAGAGAGAGGGAGAGAGUACAACCCCAUCAGGGUGAGCACAACCCAAGUGCGAAAUCAAAAACACAAUGGAGUUGUUUUUUCGUCUACUUACAUUUCCCUUUAAUUUAUAGUUUGUACAUUUCAAUUAGGAACAACUAGUUUACCCUAUGCUUUCCUUGUUUCCGUUGUCUGUUGGCUUCCCAUGGUCUUCACUAACAAAAAUCUGGCCCCCUCGGUGCCCCUUCUUCUCGUUCACUACAUAGCGAUGACCUAGAUUCCGACAGCUUUGAUGCCUUCAGGUGUCAUACGUUUAUUGGCCAGUUGCAUUCUCCCAAGUUCAUGUAUUACGUGACGCCCGAGGUAGAAAGGAUGCUCAACAUCUGCCGCUAUGGCUCUGAAUUGUGGCGCUAACACUCCCAAGGCUAGAUCUAGUACAUAUAGUACAGUAUAAUGCCCGAUAAAGUGGAUGAGAAAACGGCGCCGCUGUAGGUCAAUUGGUAACAGCACCGCACGCGUAAUGAGAAGACGUGGGUUCGUCGCCCACCGGCGGCGAAUUGUUUUCUCGCCCACUUUAAUUUCCAUCUAAUUUAUCACUUAUACAUCUUAAUUAGAACAGGCAAUUCGUUGUAUGUUUUCCUUGGUUUCAUUGCCUGCUGGCUUUAUAUGUUUGCUAAUAACAAUAAUCUGUCCCCUCGUAUCACACUCUUCUUCUUUGAAGUUCCGUAGUCGUUCACACAAGCAGUUGUAAGAACAUAGAUGGCGUGCUUACAGUUUUGAAGUAUUCGAAGCAGCAUAUCUGUGCACUGCGUUAGUAUGGGUGUUACUGCUUACCUUUUCAAGUUCGUCAAUGGUGCCGCAAGCCUAACUCAUCCACCGUCUCGCUGUGUUGCUAGUACCAAGGGAAUCAUAGUAGUUUAUAUGGUGGUUGUUUAAUACAACUGCAUUGUCAUAACCCAUUUUCCAGACAUUUCAAAUAAAGCUUAGACCGACAGAGAAAGGUGAACAUGUCACAUGCAGAAAUGAAAUUAAUAGACAGGGUAAAGGUCUAACAGGCACGUUUGUAGCACUGUCCCUAUAGCGUAGGUACUUAUCCCUCUCUUUUUGAACACAGCCAUUUUUCAUUGUAAGGAUCACGAUACACCACUCGUUGACACAUAAUCAGCACGUCUCUGCACUGGGACAGACGUAACAUAGGCCGUCGCCUGAACGCAUGUGCGUUCAAUAAAAAUAAUUAUACAAAAUAACACUGCGCAGUACAAAAUAACACUGAGCAGUUCAUCGCAACAAGCGCACUCAAAAAUUAUUGUUCAUUGGCGACAUUUUACGCGGUGAUUUUUGUGAUUCUACGCGUGCUCGCGGCUUCUUUCACCGUGGAAAGACACAUGCAGCCUAUACGGACACGCUGACCACGAGCUUUGAAAGACGACAUUCGGUCCCUUAUUCGCUGGAGCGCAAAUUAGCUGGUUACAUCCCAAUAAGCGUCUGACUUAUGCCGACGACUUUGUUGUCCGAUGUUGCUAUCUUCCACUAAUAAAGCAUAGACCUAUGUGCAGUCCGCUGCUCUGCGGCUGAAACGCCUAUAGGCGUUUCUCAGCCGCUAAGGCGCUUUAGGCGUUUCAGGAGCUGAAACGCCUAUAAGCGUUUCAGCCGUUGAUGUUAUUGCAAUGUUACUUCCCCUAUAAGCCAUGAAGAUGUUUCUUAGUGGUCAUUAGCAUGUUCAUGCACCCAGAAGAACGCAUUCAGCUUAACAAAUCAUUGCUUAUUUUUGCAAUGGUACAGCCGCGCUCUUGUAGACAGCAUACGAGGCCCGCCGAAGGUCUGCCGUAUGGACGGGGAAAACGCUGGUUCGUUUGGCCGGCGUGUCAGACCGGGGUGAACGGGUGGCACCUUAUCAUUGAUUGUACUCACGAGCACCUUCAUUAACUGUGUAAAAUAAACUCUUCCUGGCU